Molecule: messenger RNA, 2187 nt
Organism: Rattus norvegicus (Norway rat)
Lineage: Eukaryota; Metazoa; Chordata; Mammalia; Rodentia; Muridae
Gene: Ctla4
Product: cytotoxic T-lymphocyte-associated protein 4
Biological process (GO): B cell receptor signaling pathway; immune response; negative regulation of regulatory T cell differentiation
Cellular component (GO): external side of plasma membrane; protein complex involved in cell adhesion; perinuclear region of cytoplasm
Molecular function (GO): receptor decoy activity
Source: RefSeq, a predicted model, not a curated record
CAUACUGAGGGAUUCAUUGAAGGACAGAGCAUCAUAUUGAGAACACAGUUUUUCUGGGUGCCUUUCAAAGAGAAAUUCAGACACCAGCUCCAGGACUAAGAGGGAUGGCCAUGGGGAUGGGAAGAAAGAGAAUGGGAUGGUUAAAGAUGACCAGAUCACUGGGUAAAGUUGGGAUUGGGAUUUAGGGAGACCUGGCACUACAGGAAAUUAUACUCUCCAAGACUCCACUUAUCCAGGUCCUCAGAGGUGACUUGAAGCUUCAGUUUCAAGUUGAAUACAUUUUCCAUCCUUGGAUUUGCUUGUUUUGUUCAGUUUUACUUUGAAUAUUUGAGGUUGUCUUUACGACAUAACAGCUAAACCCACGGCUUCCUUUCUCGUAAAACCAAAACAAAAAGGCUCUCUGUUCAGGUGUCAUGUGUGAGCGCCACACAUAUGUAGCACGUACCUUGGAUCAAAGCUGUCUAUAUAAAGUCUGUGUGGGUUCAAACACGUUUCAAAGCCUCAGGAUCCUGCACGGUUUUACUCUGCUUCCCGAGGACCUAAGCACAUUUCCCAUCAAGUCAUGGCUCGUCUUGGAGUCCAGAGGUACAAAACUCACCUGCAGCUGCCUUCUAGGACUUGGCCUUUUGGAGUCCUGCUUUCUCUUCUCUUCAUCCCAAUCUUCUCUGAAGCCAUACAAGUGACCCAACCUUCAGUGGUGUUGGCCAGCAGCCACGGUGUCGCCAGCUUUCCAUGUGAAUAUGCAUCUUCACACAACACUGAUGAGGUCCGGGUGACGGUGCUGCGGCAGACAAAUGACCAAGUGACAGAGGUCUGUGCCACGACAUUCACAGUGAAGAACACGUUGGGCUUCCUAGAUGACCCCUUCUGCAGUGGUACCUUUAAUGAAAGCAGAGUGAACCUCACCAUCCAAGGACUGAGGGCUGCUGACACCGGACUGUACUUCUGCAAGGUGGAACUCAUGUACCCACCGCCAUACUUUGUGGGCAUGGGCAAUGGGACCCAGAUUUAUGUCAUCGCUAAAGAAAAGAAGUCCUCUUACAACAGGGGUCUAUGUGAAAAUGCCCCCAACAGAGCCAGAAUGUGAAAAGCAAUUUCAACCUUAUUUUAUUCCAAUCAACUGAAAGGCCAUUUGUGAAGAAGAGGGAGCAUUCUUCAGUCUCUAAAAGCUGAGGCAAUUUCAACUUUCUUUUGCUCUCCAGCUGUUUUUACCUGUUUGUACAUUUUAAGGAGAACACGUCUCUCUUUAAUAGAAAGCUGGGUGCAAAAUUCCAAUUAAGCAUACUACGAUUUAAAGCUAUGGACCAUGGACAGAGAGCCGGCAUAUUUCUGUUAUGCCAGAGCCAUUUUAGUAAAAGCAUCACUUGGAAGCAUAAGGAUAUAGCAUUAUGAUGUGGGGGUCAAGGGAACAUUAGGGAAUGGCACAGCCCAAAGAAACAAAAGGGCGAAGGAGGAGGUUAUAUUGUACACAUCUUGUAUUUACCUGUGAGGUAUUUAGGACUUAAAUAAUUUUAAAAUUUUUUCAUGCUGUUAUUUUCUUUAAUGAAUGUAUAAUUACAUGAAGGUUUAAAAUUUUUAUUCACAUAGCUAUGUGGCAUAACCGGAGGUUCUAACGGUUGUAUUGUCCCAAGGUGUAUUUUUAAGUGAUAUUGUACAUGGGUGUUUCAUGUGCUGUUGAGUAUUUGUUUGAAUAUAAACACUAUGUACCCGUGUCUUCCCACAGUGGGUUCUGGGGAAGUUUUGUUGGGGAGCUCGGGACACUAAUCCAUCAGGUCGGACUUGAGGUCUUGCAUUAACCGGCUUGGAAACUGGAUGAGGCCGUUGUGCAGUGCUCAGUUGUUCUAAACUGGUGUUGACUUCACGACAGGGCUUUUACACUCACUUUAGUGUUUUGUUUUCUUCAAUGAUUUGCAAGGAAACCAAAAGCUGGCGAUGUCUGUAUGAACCUGACAGAGCGCUGUUUUCAAGGAAAUGCCUCAUCCUGAGACCAGUAGGUCUGGUCUUCCAGGAAGCUCCCUACAGUAUUAUGGCUCCCCCCAAACACAAAGUCAAUGUCACAGAAAGCAGCAGAUGGUAGGAUGAACUGCAUGAGAAUUCCUGAAGACUAACACUGUUAGUGUUUUUUUUUAACUCAAUAUUUUCCAUGAAAAUGCAACAACAUGUAUAAUAUUUUUAAUUAAAUAAAAG